Messenger RNA from Mercurialis annua (annual mercury), 1700 nucleotides. RefSeq names its product pentatricopeptide repeat-containing protein At3g06430, chloroplastic. The coding region runs from base 26 to 1510 and encodes 494 amino acids. Gene Ontology annotation, molecular function: protein binding; mRNA binding. The record is from RefSeq and is a predicted model, not a curated record. The transcript has 2 exons. Lineage: Eukaryota; Viridiplantae; Streptophyta; Magnoliopsida; Malpighiales; Euphorbiaceae.
GAGAAAAAAACUAGAUUUUCAAAAAAUGGCAUCAUCAUCAUCGUCAAUGUCUCUCUCGUUCUCUUCAUCUUCCUCCUCAUUUCUCUCCUCUCCUCUCCCUCAAAACAACCACCGCAGCAUUUCCCACAAACCCACCAAUUUUCUACCUAAACCCAAACACCACUCUUCCCUUCUUCUUUAUCUUCUCCGAUGCCAAGCUUAUUCCGCUGCCGCCGCCGCUCCACCUGACAGAAAAAGACACUGGAAACGCGGCGAAUUCCCCGGAGUUACCGAAACUUCAGCACCCAGAAGAACUCCCAUCAAAAAUAUCAAGAAGAAAUUAGACCGCAAGAACAACGCCAAGGCCUGGGUUAACACUGUCACUGAAGAAUUAUCUGACCGCAUUCUCAAGAAGCAGUGGUUUCAAGCUCUCGAGGUGUUUGAGAUGCUUAAAGAACAGCCGUUCUAUCACCCUAAAGAAGGAACUUACAUGAAACUCCUGAUUCUUUUGGGCAGAACCGGCCAAGCCCAACGCGCACACCAACUGUUCGACGAAAUGCUUGAACAAGGGAUCCCCGCCACUCCUGAGCUCUACACUGCAUUGCUUGCUGCUUAUUGCCGUAGCCAUCUUGUCGACGAGGGUUUCGCCGUUCUUCACCAGAUGAAGAAUAUUCCUCAUUGCUUGCCUGAUGUUUACACUUACAGCACCUUGCUCAAGGCUUGUGUUGAUGCUGCGAGAUUUGAUCUUGUUGAGAUUUUAUAUCGAGAGAUGGAUGAAAGGUUGAUUACUCCUAAUACAGUUACUCAAAAUAUAGUGUUGAGUGGUUAUGGGAAGGCUAGCAUGUAUGACCACAUGGAGCGGGUGCUUACCGGGAUGUUGGAGAGCACUGAGUGUAAACCUGAUGUUUGGACCAUGAACAUUAUUCUCAGUGUGUUUGGUAAUAGGGGUCAGAUUGAAUUGAUGGAGAAAUGGUAUGAGAAGUUUCGUAACUUUGGGAUUGAACCAGAGACUCGUACUUUUAAUAUUUUGAUUGGUGCUUAUGGGAAGAAACGGAUGUAUGAUAAGAUGUCAUCUGUAAUGGAGUAUAUGCGCAAACUUCAGUUUCCUUGGACGACCUCAACUUACAACAAUGUUAUCGAAGUGUUUGCGGAGGUGGGGGACGCCAAGCACAUGGAGUACACAUUCGAUCAGAUGCGAGCAGAGGGCAUGAAAGCAGACACCAAAACAUUUUGCUGCCUCAUCGACGGAUAUGCCAAUGCAGGUCUCUUCCAUAAAGUGAUCAGCAGUGUGCAGUUGGCUGCCAAAUUUGAAAUACCUGAGAAUACCACAUUCUAUAAUGCAAUCAUCUCCGCGUGUGCAAAGGCGGAGGAUUUAAUGGAGAUGGAGAGAGUUUUGAAUCGGAUGAAAGAUAAUCAUUGCCAACCAGAUUCAACAACUUACUCUAUCAUGGUGGAAGCUUACAAGAAGGAAGGUAUGAAUGACAAGAUCUAUUAUUUAGAGCAGGAGAAACAGAAGAUGGUAGCUUUUUAAAAGAGCCCAUAGGUUAUUAUAAUUUAAUUGUUACAUUUAAUUUUGCUCGUGUGCUUAAAUUCUAGAAUUAACAAUUGGUUACCCUACUCUGUGAUGGCAUGUAUCUUGUAAAUUACUUCAACAGACCUUUCACCUUUGUGACAAUCCUAGUACCCUUAGAACUUUAAAUAAAAUUUCGAAGUUUUUUUUA